GUAAAAACAUCCACUUAGGUAAAGAUGAAAAACCCAGAAGUAACAAUAGGGCGUCUGGGAAGAAAAAAACAGUGAGGGGUGCUUUUUAUUUGCUCACCUGCUUAACGUUCCAGCCAGUAACUCGGAAACACCUGGGAACCAGCAGUUUAUUUAUUGCAGCAAUCCAGAAGCUCCCAUGCCCUUCUACACUGUGCGCUUUGUCUGAGCGUGACGUGACCUCGAGGCUGCUGUUGAUCAGAGCCAGUCUGCCACUAGACGGGCGAGGCAGGCUGGCUCUGAAGGCAGAGAGAGAUACAGCGAGCUCCUGCACAGUCGCACGCAGACACACACAGCUACCAGAGCCACCAUGAAGCUCACCUUCCUCUUCCUCGCCUCUGUGCUGAUCUGCUUCGCCGAACUCGGCUCAUCUGAGCAGCAGCCCGGACAGCUGAAGGAGCCCCAGUGCGAGAGGUACACCGAGCCGGCGUGCUCCCGGGAGUUCGACCCGGUGUGCGGCAGCGAUGGAAAGACGUACGCCACCGAGUGCGUGCUCUGCGCCGAGAACAAGAUCAGAAACACGGACAUCCAAAUCCAAUACAAAGGGGAGUGUGGGGUGCCCCCUGCCUGAGAAGUGGGCCUGAAGUCCCACCCAAUCAGCAAGGCCGUGGAAUUAGCUGCAGGAGCUGCUCCAAAUAAAAUAAUUUAGCAUGC
Lepisosteus oculatus (spotted gar) is the source of this 690-nucleotide messenger RNA. RefSeq names its product trypsin inhibitor ClTI-1-like. Gene Ontology annotation, molecular function: protein binding; serine-type endopeptidase inhibitor activity. Lineage: Eukaryota; Metazoa; Chordata; Actinopteri; Semionotiformes; Lepisosteidae. The record is from RefSeq and is a predicted model, not a curated record.